GCUAGAGCCGCGGUGCGCAUGCGCCCGAGGGGGUCGUCGAAGAAUCCAGUAAACAGAAGCCUGGAGCACGAGCAGAGUGUCGGCGUGACGUCACGGCCCCAGAGCUCGAGCUCGGGCUGGACUGUAAGCGCGAGCCUCAGACGGAGGCGCGCGGCGGCAGCUCCGGACGGUGCGACUCACCGCUUUCUACCGGAAAACACCGCGAUUUAUUUACUAUUAUUGGCUGUUUAUUCCCUCCAGCGACGUAAACAAACCGAGGGACGUUUCUGGGGAGAGUCUCUGCUCCGUUCCGGGUCUCCAACAUGUCCUCCGCGGCUGUGGCUGCCUCCAGACGGCAGUCCUGCUACCUGUGUGAUCUGCCCCGCAUGCCGUGGGCGAUGAUCUGGGACUUUACCGAGCCGGUCUGUCGCGGAUGUGUCAACUACGAGGGCGCCGACCGGAUCGAGUUCGUUAUCGAGACGGCGCGGCAGCUGAAGAGGGCGCACGGCUUCCAGGACGGCCGCUCUCCGGGGCCGGGGAAGCCCCACCACGCCGGGAAAGAGCUCAACCACUCGGCCGGAGAGCCGGGCUCCCGUCCGCCGCAGCCGCUGGACCGCUACCCGCUGUCCGACCGGCCGCCCCGGCUGGGACCGGAGUACCAGGCGGUGGCGGGGAGGCAGGCGAACGGCCUCCCGCUGCCGAACGGGUUCCCAAAACCCGACGAGCCUCCGGAGCUGAACCGCCAGAGCCCGAACCCCCGCAGGACUAGCACGGUGCCUCCCAACCUGGUGCCGCUGGUCAACGGCGGCAUACACCAGCUGAACGGCCGCGCUGCGAUGGGUCUGCCCGGGGUGCUGGCCGCGCCCGGCCCCGGGGAGCAUGGCAAGCGGCCGGAGGAGCUCAAAGACAAACACAGGCCGGACAACCUGUCGGACAUGUCGGACAGCCACAAGGAGUGGAUCGGCAAAGGCAAAACCGUCCGGGACCUGAUGGCGCUGCACACCUUCGACAGCAGGUUCAAGAAGGAGCACGCGGCCAUGCAGCGGGUGAUGGGCUACGACACGAGCGCCACUUCCUCAAAAACAGACCGGGGGAAGCACCCGCGCAGCACAAAGAGGAAGGCCUCCCCGGAGCCCGAAGCCGAGGGCAGCGCCCCCAAGAUGAACGGCAGUGAGGGGCAGCCGUGGCUCCCGUCGCCCUCAGAGGUCCUGAAGAUGCCCCCUGCGGCCCUGCCAGGCUUCUCAGCCGCCCCCUCCUCCACCAUCUCCCCCCACUCCCGCACCACGCCCCCCGAGGCCGCCACGGCGCAGAACGGCCAGUCCCCCAUGGCGGCGCUCAUCCUUGCCACGGACAACGCGGGCAGCACGGGCUCCCCCAAGGACGCCAACCAGGUACACUCCACCACGGCGGGCGCGCGGCGGAACAGCGGCAGCCCCCUUUCACCGUCCUCGGCCUCUCAGAGGAGGCUGGCCCAGAGGGAGGGGCCCGUCAGCGCUGCCCCCCACGCGCCCGGGGCCUUGGACCCCCACGCGCCGCCCCUGCAGAGCAUCCCAGACUCUUCCGUCCCACCGGGCAGCGUGCCGCUGUGCUGCACCCUGUGCCACGAGCGGCUGGAGGACACUCACUUCGUCCAGUGCCCGUCAGUGCCCUCGCACAAGUUCUGCUUCCCCUGCUCCCGGGAGAGCAUCAAGCAGCAGGGCGCCACAGGUGAGGUGUACUGCCCCAGCGGCGAGCGGUGCCCGCUGGUGGGCUCCAACGUGCCCUGGGCCUUCAUGCAGGGCGAAAUAGCCACCAUCUUGGCCGGGGACAUAAAGGUAAAAAAGGAGAGGGACCCUUAAAAUGUUCAGCAGCUGGUUUUUCUUGAACUCUUUUCCUUUUUCUAACCCAACGGCGACCGCAGCAGGACAUAAAAGCCCCGACAUAAAGCACCCAGACGCCCCUCAGACUGAUGUACAUACUGGACACAAGGGAAGUGUAAACUUCGUAAACAUGGCUGUAUAAUUUUUUUUGAUUUUUCUUUUUCAAUACAUUGUGUUUCUAUAUUUUUGAAGAUACAAAGGUAUGUACUCCUUUAUAACAGCCCCCCUCCCCCAUCACACUUUGUUUCUUUUCGAUCUGUUGGUGUACUUUAGGUCUGGAGACGGUCCUGUCAAUCAUAGAAUGUGACUAAUCUGAGCACUUGGCAGAAAAAUAAUUAAAAAAACAAAAAGAAAAAAUGCUUCUAGCUGUACAUGUAUGCACUUGUUUAAGAAAAAAAAAUUGCCAAAUACAGUUUCAGACAUUGUAAUAACA
Molecule: messenger RNA, 2271 nt
Organism: Centropristis striata (black sea bass)
Lineage: Eukaryota; Metazoa; Chordata; Actinopteri; Perciformes; Serranidae
Gene: irf2bp2b
Product: interferon regulatory factor 2 binding protein 2b
Exons: 2
Coding region: 303-1817 (504 amino acids)
Biological process (GO): regulation of transcription by RNA polymerase II
Cellular component (GO): nucleus
Molecular function (GO): transcription corepressor activity
Source: RefSeq, a predicted model, not a curated record